AAAGUAUUUAAACACGUUGAAAAUGGAUGAAUUUGGAUUCACAAAUUCUAGUUUUAAAUAAAUAACGUGUGUUUGUAUGUUGUUUUUGGUUUUUUUUUUGUUUUUCAACUUUGUUUCAACAUUUGAAACACAAUUUCAUCAUCAUCAGAGUAAUCAUGUCUCUGUCUUUGAUCAAUAUUGAAUCUGAACUUCGACAAUUAAUGUCUAAAUCACAGCCAUAUAUGGCCAAAGAAAUUAUCGCACAACAUAGUACAACAAUGCGUGGCUGGAUCCAAGAUGAACAACAAAUUGUUAAUAAAUUGUAUCAACAAAUGGAACGCAUCAUACGUUUACAUGGUACAAUGUUACCAGCAAAAUUAUUCAAUGAUUCUCGUGAAUGUUUGGAACAAUUGGAAGAUUAUAUUUUUCGUCUCAAAGAUGCAAUGUUUCAUUUGAGCCGUAUUGCUGGCCGUUAAUCAAAUGAAUCGAUCGAUCAUAUAGACAAAACAAUCCAUAUUCAUAGAUUCCAUUUGUUGCUGAUAUCACCGAAAUUUGUUGCUGAUAUCCUACUCUUGUCACUUGUUUACUUGUACACACACACACACACACAGUGAAUUUUUCUCAUCCAUUUUUGACACAAAAGUUUACGAAUUUAAUCAAAUCAAAAUUUGUUUUUAUUUGUGUAUAAUUAAAAAUCAAUUAUCCAUAAAUUUUAAA
Dermatophagoides farinae (American house dust mite) is the source of this 696-nucleotide messenger RNA. RefSeq lists its product as uncharacterized. The record is from RefSeq and is a predicted model, not a curated record. NCBI's taxonomy places the organism in Eukaryota, Metazoa, Arthropoda, Arachnida, Sarcoptiformes, Pyroglyphidae.